Messenger RNA from Alligator mississippiensis (American alligator), 2555 nucleotides. RefSeq names its product transmembrane protein 198 (gene TMEM198). Gene Ontology annotation, cellular component: plasma membrane; cytoplasmic vesicle. Gene Ontology annotation, biological process: positive regulation of canonical Wnt signaling pathway. The transcript has 5 exons. The record is from RefSeq and is a predicted model, not a curated record. The coding region runs from base 197 to 1288 and encodes 363 amino acids. Lineage: Eukaryota; Metazoa; Chordata; Crocodylia; Alligatoridae.
GCGGAGCUGUCCGCUCAGCACCGCGGGCCGCGCUCGGCCCGGCCGGGACCAUGCGCCGGGAUCGGGGCCCGGAUCGGGGCCGGGGCCGGCGCGGGGCCGCGAGCGCAGCUGCAGGUGGCUGCAGGCCACAGCCUGGCCGGCAGGGUAUGGGGACAGCGUGGGGGCCCUGAGACCGCGUCUGGGGCCCCAAUGAGCCAUGACCGCGACGGUGCAGACGCUGCGGUUCCAGCUGCUGCCGCAAGACGCCAGCCCGGGCUGGGCACACAGCUGUGAGCAGGAGAUUGAGCGCCGGUACCAGGUGGUGCCCUCUGUCGUCUGCGCCAUGUGCUGCCUCUUCGGCAUCAUCUACUGCUUCUUUGGAUACCGGUGCUUUAAGGCAGUGAUGUUCCUGACGGGGCUGAUGUUUGGCUCCAUCGUCAUCUUCAUGCUGUGCUACAAGGAGCGGGUGCUGGACACACAGCUGAGCGUGGAGGCCUCGGUGGGCAUCGGGCUGGGCAUCGGCGUGCUGUGCGGGCUGGUCACCAUGCUGGUGCGCAGCGUGGGGCUCUUCAUGGUGGGGCUGCUGCUGGGGCUGCUGCUGGCCGUGGCCGGGCUGGUGGCCAUGGAGCAGUUCUACCACCCACCCACGGUGUGGGUGCCACUGGGGCUGCUGCUGGGCGGGGGCCUGCUGUGCGCCGUGCUCACGCUGCAGUGGCAGCGCCUCUUCACCACACUCUCCACUGCCGUCUUCGGCAGCGCCGUCAUGACCGUCACAGCCGACUACUUCCUCGAGCUCUUCCUGCUGGUGCAGUACGUCUACGAGCGCGUCAAAGCGGCACCCGCCCGCCCCGUCUGCUGGUACAGCUGGGUCGUGCUGGGCCUCUGGCCGCUGCUGGCCGUGCUGGGCGUCCUGGUGCAGUGGAAGGUCACGGCCGAGGGCUACUCGCACACCGAAGUGAUCAUCAGCCGGCAGCAGCGCCGGGUGCAGCUGAUGCGGAUCAAGCAGCGGGAAGAGCGGAAGGAGAAGAAGAAGAAGCGGAGGCUGCACCCGCCGGCCCCCCACCCGCACCCCCACCCGCACCCGCACAAGGCUCACCCACCUGAGCCCGCCUACCGCCGCAAGCCCAACCCUGUGCGCCGCUUUGACGGGGACGUCCUCUCCCCGAGCUACAUCCAGAGUUUCCGGGACCGGCAGACAGGGACAUCACUGAACAGCCUCAUUGCCUCGCAUGCCGUGGUCGACCUGGACUAUGACUGUGGCUCUACCGUGCCCCUGACCACAGGCGCGGGGCCGGCCGUGCGCGUAUAGCCCCCCAGCCACUGCAGGACACCAGCACGGGGCCCAGGGCUGCAGGGAGCAGCGGGAAAGGGGCUGCCCCACAUCCGCCCGGGGCCUGGAGGCCAAACGGUGGAUCCACCCCCUGGGCUGUAGGAGAGGGGGGUUCUGCACAGUGCCCCCAGGAUAAGAGCAGUGGAGGGAAGGAAAGGGUUAACCUUCCCUGCCAGUAAGGACUCAGCUGGGGGGGGGCGGGGCAGAGGCCUGGAGCACAGUGAGACCGCCCCCUCCAUGCACCCCUGCCCCCAGGCCCAAGCUGCCCCCCCAGCCAGGCCGGGCACCCCGGGGGGGUCCAUACUCCAAGUGUGGCCCCCGGACUGUGCCACUCGCUCCCACCGCCUGCCCCAGGCAGCCACGACCCCCCACUCCCUGGCAAGGGUCCAAUUUGGGAUCCCGCACCCUCGUUGGGGUCCAGCUGCAAGCGCUGGUGAGGCUGUCUCCUUCCCCACUUGGCAGCUGCCAGGGCCCCAGGGGAUGGGGGUGGGGGCCACGGCGCUCUUGUCCUGUCUUUGACCCCUGACUUGGGCUCGGGCAGCCGCCCUACCAGGCCCUGGCGCCUGCACCGCAAUGGACACGGCUGCUGCUUGCUGCUGGCAUUGGCAUGGGCAGCAGGGGGGCACUGGCACCAGGGCAGGGCGUCCAGGUGCAGGACACGGGGCCUUUCCCAUGGGACGCCGGCUCCCCUGGGCCCAAGCCAAGUCGGGGAUGGGGGCCGCUCUCCUCCGGGCCCUGGACGCACCAGUUUGCUGUUUUGCUGGCAACUGUAUUUGUAGCGGGGGCGGGGACCGGACCCGUGGGCAGGCAGCAUGGGGCCGGUCCCGGGGCCCCAGGGGCUGCAGGUCUGCCCAGGUGCCCCCACGUCCCUGCGCGGCUCUGGCCUUGUACAUACGCAUCUCGCUGUGAUUUGUCUUUGCUCCUGGGGAUACCCCUGCCCACCCCCACAUCCCCCAGCUGCGGAGGGACAGGCCCUGGGAAGUGGGGUGGGGUGGGGAGGGGGCCUGCAUGCCCCCCACACCAGCACUACCACCCCGGCCUGUGCUGCGCCCCGCUGCGCCGUCGCCCUUGGGGGUCCCACCCGCACACAGCAUGGCAGCCCCCGGACGCUGCAUGUUUCUACCCCAGCGCCGGCCCCGGCACCUCGGCAGGGCCCCCCCCCCCCCCCCCCAAUGCGCGUUCUCAGUCUUUUUGUAAAUGUGCCAAACGCUGCUGGCUGCGGCCGCGCAGUAAAGAGCCUUUCGGA